Messenger RNA from Protopolystoma xenopodis, 441 nucleotides. Lineage: Eukaryota; Metazoa; Platyhelminthes; Monogenea; Polystomatidea; Polystomatidae. The record is from the annotation of a GenBank genome assembly.
AUGCAAGUUACCAAACUACAGAUUAUCGCUGCGGAGGGUGAACAAAAAGCUUCGUUUGCUUUGAAGGAAGCCGCAGAUGUUAUCAAUGAGUCACCUUUUGCUGUGCAACUUCGGUAUCUACAGACACUGAGCACCAUCUCUGCCGAAAAAAAUUCGACCAUCAUCUUCCCACUGCCUGUUGACCUGGUUGCUCAUUUUAUGCGUCGAGGCCCUCCUUGCCCAGCUACAUCGCGUACUCCCGCGCCUGUGGCACUUCAUACCACUCCUGAGAUGAGACCCCGACAUCAGGCAAGUGCUCCUGAAGUACACCGAUCUCAACGCAAUCCUAACAAUGAAGAAAGAGCUAAAACCGGUGGAAGUCUUGGCGGCCAUGGCAUUUGCAGAGAAUCUAUGGCAAACGGUACAAAUGGGACAUGUAGCAACAGUAGUGUAGCCAGCAUG